Messenger RNA from Schistosoma turkestanicum, 746 nucleotides. NCBI's taxonomy places the organism in Eukaryota, Metazoa, Platyhelminthes, Trematoda, Strigeidida, Schistosomatidae. The record is from the annotation of a GenBank genome assembly.
AUGUAAUCAGAUUUCGAUUACUCUAGAUUCGCCCUAUAUAAUAGUGGGUUUUCAUUAUCAAAGUAGUCUCCAGGCCAUACCAGGUUACUAGUUUUCACAGUACUGUCAACCAGUAGACAUCGAUAUCCUGAUAAUGCUUGAAAAAAAACCUAGCUUCCCAAAAGCUUAUACAAAGCUUUUUAAGUUAGAUACACCAGAUACACUCGUCAAUUCACAUCUCAAUCAGCAGUCAAUAAUAUGUGACUUAAAAACUGGUGCACGAAAAUCCCCAUUAGUGCCAAAGUUCACGAACAAAAUUCCUGUGAAAACAAUGAAAGAUGUUUUUGAAUAUGGCUUAAAUACCGCAAGAACGCUGUUAACAGCCUUUCAAAGAUUCUUCCAUACGCCGAUCAUAUUUUUGCAAUUAAGAUGGAAGAUUUCAUGGACUUGAAGUUUUGAUCUAUCCAUUUUUGAUGUGAUUUUGAAAUGCUCAUUUGUAGGGCUUUAUCCAUGUCUCGGAAAACGACUCUCUCUAAAUGAUCCAUAUUCGUGGCUCGUUUACAGUGAGGUGGAUAAGAAAAUAAUGGCUAUUGGGUCAGCUCUUGUGAAAACUGUGAAACAAAGACGUAAUUCUGAAAACUUUGUGGGAAUCUAUGGACGGAAUUCACCAGAGGUAAUAACAAAUAUCUGAUUUUAAAUUAGCGACUACUCGGUCAUCGAGGCUUAUUCAACGUUAUCUUGCUUAGUGCCACUAAAUAUUCCUGAUC